Messenger RNA from Adineta ricciae, 1941 nucleotides. The record is from the annotation of a GenBank genome assembly. NCBI's taxonomy places the organism in Eukaryota, Metazoa, Rotifera, Eurotatoria, Adinetida, Adinetidae.
AUGGAUGACAAGGAGUUUGAUCGAGUUCCAAACAUUAUUUUCAAUGGAGUAUGCGCAUUGGAGAAACGUGGCUGUCCUGGAACAUUAAUUCCAUUGACGAAUGAUACUCGUGCAGUACUAUGUGGAGCCGAUUCCAAUGAUACCAUUAUUGUCGCGACACGAUUUGGUCGUGGACGUUGUUUAGUAUUUGCACACUGCGACUAUUCAGGCUUCUUCUUAAAUGUGAAUGAAAACAACAAACGCUUUGUGGAAAACUGUCGACAAUGGCUCGCAAACGGACAUGAUGUUGAGUUUUUAUCGAUUGAUAAUGUUCAGUCGAUGGAUGAGAUCAAUACAAACAACAAAAUUCUUGUUUGGAAUGCACAUCGGGAAAAGUCGGAUGUGUUCAUGAAUGAUUUGUGUGAUUUUCUUCAAAACGGUGGCGGUUUAAUAUGUGCAUCAGUCGCAUGGGGCUGGUUACAAAUCAAUAAUCUCGCACAUCAUCCAGACGAUCCACAAAAGUUAGCUAUUAUCGGGUCAGUUAUCAAAGAAUUAGGUGAUACAUUACCUGGAGUCCCAGCAGAAACAUUACAUUGCAUUGUUGUGAGUGCUGGUAACGAUGUCAUCCCAGUAAAUACAUGUCCAAUUAAAAAUGAAAACUGUCGACAAAAAGCGACAGGCAUCUGUGGAAUUAUGUAUGGUUUACCAGGCAUUAAAGCGCCAGGGAUUCAACAUUUUCCGGGCGAUUUCGAUCGACCACCGCAUAUUUUGACCGGUGUACAAUAUACUGUUGAGUCGAGUACGGUUGAAUGGCAUUGUACUGGAUACUAUGUGGCUGCUGGUAUUCCAAUCGAGAUCGAUGUUAUAGACUUAAAAGGAUCUGAUAAAUGGUCUGCACGAAUUGGUUGUCAUAGUGACAAUCUUGGACGAUGCGAUCAGCUUCGUCGUUGGCCUUGCAUUUCCAUAUGUAAAUCACUAUCUUCUGGAGCCAUUCGAAUGAGUUCUGCAUUCGGUGGCUUACUUUUUCUUCAAAGUCCUGAGGGUAAUUCCAAUUCCAUCACCGUUAAUCUGCAUCACGUUGUAUUAACACCAACGUAUGAUUUAACUGAUGCCAAUCGUCUUAUAACCUGGGAUAGUAAACGUUCAGAAGCAGAAGGUCUAUGGGCUGACAUUGCUGGACGAUUUAUUGUCUUUAAUCUACCUUCGAAAAGUGUUUUACAUCUUACGGCCUCUCAACUCGAUCGUGCUUUAGAAUUUUGGGACAGUGUCGUUCUAGCACAUCAUGAUUUACGUGGAACAGAGCCCGAUCGUCGUGAACGAAUUGUUUGCGAUGAACAACCAUCCAUUGGUUAUAUGCACAGUGGAUAUCCGAUUGUCACACAUAUGGAUGUGAGUAAUCAUACACAGGAUGGUUUUCUACUCAAUAUUGAAACGCGUAAGAAAAAAGGAGAAUGGGGUAUAUUCCAUGAAAUUGGUCAUAAUCUACAACGAGCAUGGUGGACGUUUGCUGGUACUACUGAAAUAACAGUAAAUAUAUUUACUUUACACGCUAUGGAUAAAAUUUGCCACAUUCAACCAUGGAUACAUGAUUGGUUAAAAGAUCAAAUUUCUGGAACGAAAGAGUACAUCAACAACGGUUCACAGUUCAAUAAAUGGAAAGAAAAUUGUGGUGUAGGUUUAUUUAUCUAUGCUCAAUUGAUUCGUGAAUAUGGAUGGGAAUCUUAUAAAUGUGUAUUUCGUAAAUAUGAACAAAUUCAACCAAAUCUUUCUUCUGACCAGGAGAAAAUGGAUUAUUGGAUAACGACAUUUUCUAAACAAGUAGGCCAAAAUUUAGUUCCACUAUUCAAAUUUUGGGGCUUCCCAAUAUCUCAACCAACGAUUGAUGAACUAGCACAGUAUCCUAUUCCUGAAAUAGUUGACGAUUUUAUUGUGAUGGCACCAGAACGCUAUACUGUUUCGUAA